GGGAGACAGGGCCACUCCGACUUCAAUUUUCCCGCGUCAACCACCACACUCACCAUUUUCGUCGUUCGUUUCUCCGUCACUCUCGUGGGCGUUCAUAUCGCGCAAAGAUACCCUCCGGAGCAAUUCCCUGCCCGUAUUCGACGGAAUAAAGAGCAACCGUCGAUACUACUGUCGUUACCUACCAACACCGUCCCAUCGGCCUCAUGCCUAUGCGAACCAUUGCCCUCAACAUGCCCGACCAUGCCAAAGUCAACAAGAAACAGCAAACGUCUUAUUUUCAGGACUUCGUGCGGUGGUUUCAACUUAAGAAAUACCAAUAUGAGGUGACAUUCUCGUUAUACAUGCUGACCUCGACCGAGAAGUUGAUUUUCAACUUGGUUUUGUUCAUCCUGAUUUCUCUUCUUGUCACCGCCGCCUGGCUUUACCUCCCCAACCAUAUCUCGAUCAUCUACAACCGGAUCUGGUACUACCUGCAUGGCGAAUUUGCCUAUUCAACCGCCGAGAUAGGGAGCAAGAACAUGGAUAUGACCGGCCUAAAAUCUACUGCAGCAGCAUUGCGGACGACGGUUGCUGCGACGGCACCAACGAUUGCUGAGUCGGCUGGAACCACCUUGAGAGAAUUGUGACAGAAGACCCACGGAGUUGAUUUGUACGAAAAGGAUGCAUUGCAGAGGCGUUGAUUGCGGAAGUUGCACGACUAUAAUUAAUACAGCUUUGAUGAGGGAGUUUACAGGGAAGAGAUUGCCGUGCCAUGCCGACACCCGGUCUCUUUGGAUCUCUGUUUCCGUCAUGAAGGUGGAAGAACUCUCUCGAGAACUUAAAGGACACUCGGCCUGCUGG
This is a messenger RNA of Exophiala viscosa, 840 nucleotides long. RefSeq lists its product as uncharacterized. The record is from RefSeq and is a predicted model, not a curated record. The transcript is spliced from 2 exons. NCBI's taxonomy places the organism in Eukaryota, Fungi, Ascomycota, Eurotiomycetes, Chaetothyriales, Herpotrichiellaceae. The coding region runs from base 204 to 626 and encodes 140 amino acids.